Molecule: messenger RNA, 1011 nt
Organism: Schizophyllum commune H4-8
Lineage: Eukaryota; Fungi; Basidiomycota; Agaricomycetes; Agaricales; Schizophyllaceae
Exons: 4
Coding region: 472-1011 (179 amino acids)
Source: RefSeq, a predicted model, not a curated record
CACGUUCACGCUCGCUGCUGUCGCGCCCCGGUUCCUUGCAAUUCUCGAUCUCGGGAAACCGAGGUCGAGGUGUGGCUCCUUCGCCUCCCAUUACUUUUUUUCUGCUUUCUAUCUCUUCUCCCCGGAUUUGGGCGUCCGCCGACUACCACCCACCGCGCUGGAAACGAGCGACGCACGAUCUGAGAACACAGGAGGCCCUAGCAUCGAGUCCAGCUGCCUGCGACCCCGACUUUGAUGUCCGACAUCGCUUUCGACCGCGCCGAAGACUCUGAGAGCACACCAACGGCUUUUACAAGUGGUAUACGCGUCCGCCAAUCCCUCACGACCUCCCCAAACCCGACUACGAGCCCUCGAACGAAGAAUUCAGUUUCUCCUCGGAUUCGGCCUUCCGCCGAGCAGCCUAGGGUCAUAGGAAUGAGCUGACCCUUUCAGCUCGGAUAGUAGCUUCGGAGCGCGUGGGGGACCUUGACGAUGCGCGAGAGGCCUCCCCGACGUGCUCUUACAUCCGACUCUGCGCCUUACGCCUCCGACUCCGCCCGACUUCACGCCCAAACGCGGCAAAAACAUUUUCUCUCCGGAUUUUGCGUUCCGCCGACUACCGCCAAGACGGCCUUCUUGCUUUCGACGUGCAGCUCCAAGCCUGACUUGAAGCCUUCGCACGAAGACCUCGGCGACUUUGGGCCUUUGGGCGACGGGGCUUCGACGGCGACCGCCCACAUCUGUUUCUCUUCGAAUUCGGGCGUCCGCCGACGACGCUCGGGGUCCCGGCUCCGUGUGCGACAACGCGCGCUCGUCCUCAAGCCUGACUCGAAACUCGCUCCCCCUCUCAGUCUGCUCGCUCCAACCUGCUUUCUCUCGCCUCUACCGCGAGCUGAUCAGUGCUUUCUGUAUUUCGAGGCCUUCCCCGCAUACAAGUUCUGUAGUGUAGUAGUCUUCACUUUACCUUGGCAUGCAAUCUCGUACCACAACUCGAAGCCUGAGGCUGACCUGAAACCCCCAACUUGUAGUUGA